Messenger RNA from Lytechinus pictus (painted urchin), 6935 nucleotides. Its product is annotated as transcription factor AP-2-beta-like. Lineage: Eukaryota; Metazoa; Echinodermata; Echinoidea; Temnopleuroida; Toxopneustidae. The transcript has 2 exons. The coding region runs from base 809 to 1312 and encodes 167 amino acids. The record is from RefSeq and is a predicted model, not a curated record.
AAUUAAAAUGUGUCUAGCGGGGCCACUCACGGUACGUUUGGCUUGGGGUGUUCGGUGGCGAGAUGGAGCGCUGAGGUCGCUAUGAAGGACUGAGAGAUGAAAAUAGCGGUGAUGUCCCCAUAGUUGAAAGGGCUCCCCCUUACGAGACAGAAGUAGACAUUGGAAUGGUCGAACCCUUGGCGAGAGAAAAUCACCUGCAAACAUACGACUCAUCUUCCCCAGCCGACAGAGACACGGCUGGAUAGCACGAGAGCACAGCCCGCGACAUAACACGCACAACGGCGUGAAAAGAAACAAUUCUCCUAAACGCCGAUGCUCCAUUGAUCACAAAAAAGACGGUUGAAUUGACACUCGGUGGUGAUUUUGCGACAAACACUAUAUCAUCGUCGGCCUUCGAAUAUUACCUGCCCAGAAACUCCCGUGGAAACUUUUCGGCCGGCUCUCUCCAACACUCCUCGGACUUUAUACCGCGAAGCUUCGUCGAACUGGCCGACGACGACGGACUCCGACAUCGGCAAUUCUUGACCAUAUCCGUAGUCUUCAUCGUAAUCAUUUCCGUGUGGACAAACAUGUUUUUUGACACCCAGUUGUGAUAAGUGUUAUUCGACGUUCAAUCAGCACCCACGGUUUUAAUUUUGGUAGAUUCAUGACAGGAUUAGCGACGUAAUUAAGUCACUCCUCCCCUUUUCGUCAACAAACAAAUCCCAAGGAUCUUACCUUUUGCUUUCUACUUGCUAUUUUCUUCAUCUGCUUGCGGAAACCCCCACCUAGCACCACGCGACUUCACGGCGAAGGAUACGGCGUCGACAUGGCGCAGGAACGUUCGGAUUUGAUUGCCCACCGGCCGGGAUUCAGCACGGCCUCCGUCGGGGGCAACAGCUCGUUCUCGCCGGCGACACGGCUAUCGCAUACCCCAACAACUACGGACUUCCAACCGCCGUACUUUCCGCCUCCCUACAACAUUCCCCAGCCGCAAUCCCAGUUGGAUUUCCACCACUCGCAUGUGAAUGCCGAUCCUUAUUCUCACCUAAAUCCUAUACAUCCCCAGCCACAACACCAAUACCAGCUGCAUCCCCAACAGAGGACACAACACAUGCUUGGUCGCCGGGAUGAGGCCGAUCAUCUCCACCUACAGCACCCCGGUAUGCAGCUCCCAUCGGCUAGGGACUAUUCAGCCGUACGUCGCCCCGAUGUUUUAGUACACGGUGGACCCCAUGGACUCGCUCCUGAACAAACCGAUCUCAUGCUACACCAUCCCACGGGUUUACACCCCAUGGAUGACGGCUCGGUAAGUCUUGUUUUUCUUUUUUAACCUUCAGUCGUCGACUUGCCCUUUUUACGGCUCUUAUUCACCCUAUAUCCACCUAAACAAUGGAGCUACAACUUAAUCCUCGCUUAUCCAUUAUGACCUACAUGUGCCUAGCAAUAAAAUCGAUAACCGAAAAUCAUUACUACUCGGGGAUCCAUUCAUCUUUUUGGAAAAGGAAUGUCAUUGAAACUAUUAGAGGAAACUUUCAACAAACAAGUUCUAACUAUACUCAUUUAUCACUCGUUCACACCAAGAAAUAUAUCUUUAAAAUGUAGAUGAUUAUUAUGUGAAUAUAAUGAGAAAAUGAAUUGAAUGAUAUUAAAUAUGAAAAUACACCUGUUUUUAUGAGAUGGAAGUUCAGUAAAAAAAAUUAGGUUAAGGGGAAAUGAUUCAUGAUAGUUAUCCACCCAAUAUUUAUUACCAAUCCAAUUUUAGUUAUAUUUUUACGCCUAUGUAUGGUACUGAUAAAUUUGUUUACAUUUCAUGUUACUUCGUUAUUGUCUGUUUAUCUCUGAAAAUCUUUAAAUAGCUUUUUAUUUAGCUUCAAUUUUCAAGAUAAUUGUAUUGUUUUUUAUAUGUUUCUCUGGAAUACAUGCUAGUAGGCCUACAUGAUUUUUGUAAAAUAUAUUAACAUCGAGUGAAGAUUCUACAAGAUAGGUAAAUGAUGGUAUUCCCGAACUACAGUAUUUCAACAAAAAAAUGAUGAAAAUUUUCAGCGAAGUGAUGCAGAUAACAUCCAAGAAUUGGUUUAAAAAAGAAGCUAUUUUAUGCAGGUUUCUUCAAUAUUUUUCAUGGAAGAGAGCAAAGAGUAUAAUUGAAGAGAAGAAUACCAUUUUGAUGCGGGCAACUUACGGCAGAAUUGGUCAAUGCCGUUCAUUAUUAGAAGUUAUUACCCUCUAUCCGUUUGGGGAGUAAUCACACUGAACAAUGGCCAAUGAACGGGGAUAUAAUAGAGAGGAGAUUGUAGAUUCGAGGUUGGGGCAUGGUGAAAAUUAUACCCGUAUUAUUUUUGGUGGUUGCAAUUCACGAAUUCAAUGUCAGUUCCAGGCAAAGGAAAUGGAAAGACAAAAAAAUACACUGCAGUAAAGGAAGAUAUUGUGAUUAGGGUUUACAUUAAUAAUUUCAGACAAGUCAUGAGUUUAUUUCACCAAACAUUCUAUGUUAUAGAGCAGCCAGUACGAACUAUGCAAGAUGGUUUUAUAUGAUUUAUGAUGACAAAUGGAAAACGGAUAAACCUCUUAUAUUAAUACCUGGAAAUUGGCAAAAGUUUUCGAAAGGUGUCAGUAGGGUUUGAGCAUUAUUAUGAGAUAGUUUCAAUUGUGAAAUAAUUUACAAGAAGAUGAAUAUCAAAUCGAAAACUAUGGUCGGCAUAAAUUCUGUCAUUUACGAUUUUUAACAUUUCCUGUGAUAAGAAAAAGCAUUCCUUUUGUCAUUUUAUAAUAGUUAUUCAUGAUCGAGAAAACAAAUUGUGAGUCUGCAUGACGCCAGUCAGUUUAAUGUCGUUCCCUCAAAAUAUUGUAUUGGAUUAGUCUUACGACCCCAUAUAUAUUUUAUGGUAAUAUUUUUGUCUGGUUAUUUUAUGCAUAGAGCUAUUACAGAAUGUUUUAUGUAUGGAUUUCGUGAGUUAUAUGUUACAUUCAUAAUCUCCAUGAUGCAAACUGUAACAAGCGUCAGGUAGGCAGAAUUAUUGACAUCAGCUAGGGCUCCCCCUCAUGGCGGUUAGAAGUUAGCUUGUCCCGAAAACGUGAAAAUAUAAUUUGCUUACACGUUAGUUACUAAUAGGCAAUAUUUACCAUCCUCAUUCGCGCUAUUUACACAUUUUAUGUAGGAUUUGUCUCGCGUUUAAACAAUAUCUUGUACAACCACUUGCGUUGUUAUGUAAUGAACUCGAGAACACUUAACCGUUAUGUUUGUUUACGAGGCCGAAAUCUAACCCUUUACUUUAUCAUUAUGCCGCGUUUUUAUCGAUUUCUUAUAUGUUUUCAGUUAUCUAAGAUACAGUUCGGUUGUACUUUCAUCCGCCAUAGUCUUGUUUUAAUAAUUGUUUGAACAUUCCAAUGAGGUAGGAGAUUGAUAAGCACUUAUCACAAAUUAACAUCUUGGUGAUUUGUAUUGAGGGUCGCUUCAAAUUUCUUCAAGGAUUCAAACCAAUAGCAAUUGUUGAUUCUACUGCUCCGAAUAUAGAAAGGAAGGAUGGAAGAUGUUUGUCAAACAAUUGCCUGUUUACAUAAGGUAGAUGAUGUAAUGUUAAUGUCAUUUGAUCAGAAAAUGCAUAAAUAGGAAUUUAGCAGGAGUAGCAUUUCUCACUGAAAAAUAAACCGAAAUACAGACAUUAGGCCACUGAACAUCACUCUAUGCAUAUAGGUCCCCUACUUAUUUGCCAUUUUCUAAUGUUUUAGUCGACAACCACCCCGUUCCCUUUCUCGGCUAACACAUCAUUUUAAAACGUCAUAAUUGUCUCCCUCUUUCUCGCGACUGAGUAAGCAAGAGCGGUCAAUACUUGAUAUUUUCUAUUUACAAUUCGGAUCAAUGCCUUUUUGCUUGCUAGGUUGAACAGUCAACGGUCUCUCGCUGCUCCCCAAAACGGCAGAAAAUUACCACUUUCCUUCCCAACUCUAGCUGUCCUCCUAAACACAUCGGCUAGCUAGGCCUGUAAGAAACCUGUGUAACUGGUGAUGAAAUGAACUGGCACGAAAGAGGUUGGAAAAAAAAUGAUUUGUGAAGCGACAAUAUUUUGAGAAACCAAGUUAAACUUAAAGUGCAGCUCAACCCCGACGCAUUUUCUCCGUUCAAUAUCUUGCCAUGAGAGUGAUGAGAAAAAAUUCUCUUCUUCUCGAUCCCUCUUCUUUUAUUUUCUCUUUACUCACACGUGUACAAAAAAGUGAAUUCCCCGGUGGUAUGAAAUUUGUAAUUGAAUGUCCAUGGAAACGGUUUUCUGGUAAAUUUGUUAUGAAAGAAUGGUAAAUAUUGGGAGAUCCUGCUUGGGCGGAAGAGAGCUGGAGACGGGAGAAUAGUCGCCAAUCUCGUAGGGUGACUCUCCUUAUUCAGAGAAGAAAAUGGGUAAAAUAGAAUUACAGAUUACAAGCCAGCAUUAAACACGUUCAAAGUAUUGUAUUCUGGUCUGGAUAUUACGUAGAAAGGAAGAUGGCAGAGCCAUGAUGAAUAACCCUACACCUGUUUAAUAAAACAGUAGAAAAAUCAAAACUUAAGAAAACCCCCGAUACAUCUAUGUCUCCAGACCACUAAAUUAAUGUAAAACUUGUUGAGGGAAUUUCAUAUCUAAUUUACACUGACUUUCUUAUUAUUAGAAUGGAAAAAGAAACCAUUUUCGUUUUCGAAUGAACUCUAAAAUGGGCGCCAGCUUACAGGUUUACAGUAUCGCCCUAAUUAUGUGAAAGUGAGUACAUUUACUUGAGUGUGCAUAAUUUCUCACCGACAACAUUAGAAGGGAAAGGGGGACUGGAGAAGUCAAAAUCACUCCCGCCAUUCUGAUGUUCACACGAUCGACACGUAAAUGAAGCCCGCGCCUGGUUGUAAGUUAUCCCGAAAUAAAAACCUACCAAAAUGCUAGCUGUCAUCUUGGCAAAGGGGUUGAUAAAGCAGUUAAAGCAUGCCGUGUCAGUAUUAUCUUUCCUAUCCUCAUUCAUACGUCUAAAUUUGUCGUGCAAAAUUAAGAGCGCGCUAGCUUCUGUCACCAAAACCUGCACACGAAAACUCCCAUAUAUUUGUCGCUGAUUUUCGUAGGAGGCGUGUAACAGCAAGGAGGGAUAAUAGGAAUACCUUUUUGGUAACAGGGGGUUUCCAACUAUCCGUUGAUAUGAUUAUUAUGCUGUUUUUACGAGCUGUGAAAGGAAUAAGUCACCAGCCCUUCGCGCCUCCAGUAAUUUCUGACGUUGAACUGUUUUAGCGAUGUCGCUGGAAACCCAAGGGGGUACGACAGUAUUGCCAUAAAAUUGUACCAUAUAUUGGUACUGCCUGGCGUAGUGCCUUAACUAGCAUUGAGUUAUUUAUGUUCUUUUGCCCUCAACUAUUGCAGUGAUUACUUUAGAGGCUUGUAAAACAACAUAUUGGUGGGCAUGGGUGAUAUAUCAACUGAGUAUACAUGGUAUAUCGAUACUGUUUUAGGGGAGAGCGCUAGGAUUUGAUUUAUGGUAAGCGAUCGGGACGGCUCUUAAAUAUGACUUUCGCUCGCGUGGCAAGUAGUAAAACAAUAUGAUAAUGACAGGAUACCUUUCAAAUCCUCAUAACUCACCUUAAACUUGGAGGUAUCAGACACAUACCUCCAUGCAUUAAACAGGUCGAUGAAGGAAAAUGGAAGGGGAUGGACGCAAAAUGUUUAUCUAAAUCACCGAGGAAGCUAUUACUCUUCUUGUUUAGUUACAUAUAAGACAAGUAAAGGAUUUGAGGAUUAUAUGGAGAAUUUGAUUCGAGUUUAGAGACAGGAAAUGAAACGUUAUUUUUUCGUGAGGAAAAUUGAUUAAAUAGAAUGUGAAGUUAGAACGUGAAGUUUUGCCGGAGGUCAUUAUGUGCCGUUUACAGAAAUACUUUCAUACUCCCCGCAAUGGGACCUUUGGUAACAUGUUGGGGCAUAAUUACAUUCACAUAUUUUGUCGAAUGAUUUGUAAAUAGAUCAUAUUUUCACGAUUAAAAAUGCCACAAAUGCCAUAUAAUGUGAUUUUGCAAAGACACAGGAGUGAAUUUGUGCUCCUUUUUUUAAGUUCAGAAUUUAGUUAUACUUAUAAACAAGGCAUAUCAUUAUACUUUGGCCCUCAGGCGUGUCCGACCCUCCUCCCCCACACACACACACGCACACACUUCCUUACCAAGAGUAAAUAUACAGCCCUACAUCAUACAUGUACAUGAUUUUUGUAAAAAGAAAUGUAUCACUAUUUUUUUUAUGUUGUACAUUAUGUUUAUUAAUAAUUUCUGUUGGAAAAAUGCUGAAAUAAAAUCAAAUGAAAUCAAAUGUAGUCUCAUUUGAAAUUAACCUCGCGUUAAGAAAUGAAAGAGGCGUUGACGCAAUAAUUAAGUCAACUUAUAUAUUGAUAUUUUCUUUCGAUUAUUUUUUGGAUGUUUCUUUCGAUAAUUCUUUAUGAAUUUGCGAUAAUUUAUGAACAAUUUUUUGGACUGUAAUGUUUGUCUAGGAAUAGAUCCACAUUCCAUGAUGAAUGUAUUCAGCUUGGAAUGUAUAUUUCACGUUUUAUUUCCAGAGGGAUGUAUGAUCAUGUUUAUCAUGACUUUGUGUGUGGUAUUCAGUUUGUGAUUACUAAACAGACAUUAGACAGUUUGAGCUCCCAUUUCCGAUUGCCGAUUCGUGAUUAUUUUAACAGCUCUCAAAAAUCUAUAAAAAGAGUAUAUCAAUAUUGGAAAAUGCAAGUGAAAUAUUUGUUUUCUUCGAUAUGAAAAUAUACAAAUGUUGUAGCUUAAGAAAUAGGUCUGAACCUUCGAAAAAAAAAUUGAUGUAGCUCUAUGUUAAAUUGGUUUACAUUUAAUUGAUAUUACAAAUUUAUUUUGAUGCAUCCUUUAUUAUAAAAAAAACGAAAUAUUUUAUUCAUGUUGUUUUAAAAUUAUUACAUUUUAGCAUACACAUUGACAGUAUACGCCUGUGUUUAUUGAAUGUUUAACC